AUGGCUGGCGGAUUCUCUAUUCAAACUACGAAAACUUCGAGAGAGCCUCCUCAGCAAUUACCAUCAGUGUCCACUUACACUAUCUUAUUAACUCUCCAGGCAUGUAUUGGUGGCUUAUUGUUCGGCUACGACACAGGAGUAGUUUCGAGCGCAAUGCUUUUUUUACCAUCAAAUAAGGGAAUGAACCAUCUUAGUACAUCAUGGCAAGAACUGAUUGUAAGUAUUACUCCAGGAAUGGCUGGAAUCGGAGCCUUGUUGGCAGGUCCAACAUCAGAUAGAUAUGGUAGAAGAAUGAUAAUUCUUCUUGCUUCUUCCAUAUUUUUUUUCGGAGCCUUGAUAUGUGCUGCCGCACCAGAACGGUAUACACUAUUGGCAGGCAGAAUACUCCUUGGAAUAGCGAUCGGUUUCGCUUCGAUGAUUAUACCAGUUUUCAUAAGUGAAGGCUCGCCUUCUCAUAUCCGUGGAACUUUAGUGACCGUUUACCAGUUUAUGAUAGCAUUUGGAUUUAUUGUUGCCAAUGCUUCUGCUGCUCUGUUCGCUCUUUAUAAGCCCUAUACAGUGGGAUGGCGAUUAAUGUUCGGUUUAGCAGCUGUACCCAGUGCUUUACAAUUUGUGGGAUUUCUUUUCUUACCAGAUACUCCGAGAUAUCUCGUUUCGAAGAAUAGAAAAGAAGAAGCACGUGAAGUUUUAGCCAAAGUUUACAAUGGUAAUGAAGAGUGGAUCAAUUAUGAAAUGUCGGAGAUGGAAAUAAUUAGACAAGAGGAAGAGGAGCAUUUGCAACAGACCGGAGAUUCUUCUGUUCUAACUCGGGUUCUGCAAACACCACAUGUUCGUAAAGCGCUCAUUCUGGGAUGCAGCAUGCAGAUGUUUCAGCAACUUCUGGGGAUUAACACUAUACUAUACUACACAGGAACGAUCAUCCAAUCGGCGGGUGUCAAGGAUAAAAUUACAACAAUAUGGAUAUCUUGCGCCAUUUCCGCGGUCCAAGCUGUAGGUACUAUAGCGCCCAUGAAGCUGAUUGAAAAGCUUGGUCGUCGACCAAUUCUUUUGACUUCUAUGGCAGGAGUAGUCAUAACCUUGUGCAUGAUGGGAGGAUCUUUCCUAUUAUUGAACAAGAUGCCUGUCAAGUUUUUGGUUGACGGUGCGGAAUUAAUUUGUGUGGAUGAUAGCAAAUUUGAGGAUAUUAAAGAAACAUUUAAGAACGAUGUUACCGUAGAUGACAAUACAAACUGGGAAUGUCAGAAUGAAAUGGAAGUGCCCGCCAGACCUUGA
Molecule: messenger RNA, 1272 nt
Organism: Auanema sp. JU1783
Lineage: Eukaryota; Metazoa; Nematoda; Chromadorea; Rhabditida; Rhabditidae
Source: the annotation of a GenBank genome assembly